CAAGGCCUUAAGUGCUUUUCAUCAUGGCUCAAUUUGUGACUCACAUACAGCCAACGCUAUUGGAGGCGUCGCAAGGUCAUGUGCCGCACCAUCAUAGCCAUCAGGUAGGCGUGCAGCACUCGUCGCAUUUGCCACACAGUGGCCACAACAUGCCAUCGCCACCCACGGCACACAAUCAUCAUCAUCAUCAUGGCGGACAUCAUGGCAAUGCCUCAUCGCACCACCAGCAAUCGCAUCAGCAACAACAGUCGCAUCAGCAAUCCCAUCAUCAGCAUCCAGAACAGCAGCAAAACCAGCACCAGCACCAGCAUCAACAUCAGCAUCAGCAGCAGCACCACAAGAAAUCACAUCAUCCGACAGCUCAUGGUGCUGCCAAGACGAUUCAAAGUCCACCCAAGCCGUUGUCCCCGGAGCAUGUGGGCCACUAUGAAUACUUUCAGCAUCAGCAUGAGCUGGUCUUUCAGCAUGGUGGCGCCCCGCUUUGUGGAACGAACAAUAAGCAGCAUCACGAUAAGCAUGAACACUGCCCCACAGGACAUCAGAGUGCGGGCGAUGGUAAUACUUCCUUCCUUCGUGCCGCACGCGCUGGAAAUUUGGAGCGCGUGCUGGAACACCUAAAGAACAACAUUGACAUUAACACUAGCAAUGCGAACGGCCUGAAUGCUUUGCAUUUGGCAUCCAAGGAUGGACACAUACACGUUGUCUCGGAGCUGCUACGACGCGGAGCGAUUGUUGACAGCGCCACCAAGAAGGGGAAUACAGCGCUGCACAUUGCUUCGCUGGCUGGACAGGAGGAAGUGGUGAAGCUAUUGCUGGAGCACAAUGCCUCUGUCAAUGUGCAGUCGCAGAAUGGCUUCACACCCCUCUACAUGGCUGCCCAGGAGAAUCACGAUGCAGUAGUUCGUCUCUUGUUAUCUAAUGGCGCUAACCAGAGCUUGGCCACGGAGGAUGGCUUCACUCCGCUGGCUGUAGCCAUGCAGCAGGGACACGACAAAGUUGUAGCCGUGCUUCUCGAGAGCGAUACACGCGGCAAGGUGCGUUUGCCAGCACUGCAUAUAGCUGCCAAAAAGGAUGACGUAAAGGCUGCUACGCUUCUACUGGAUAAUGACCACAAUCCGGAUGUGACUUCCAAGUCGGGCUUUACACCGCUGCACAUUGCCUCCCAUUAUGGCAACCAGAACAUUGCCAAUUUGUUGAUCCAGAAGGGCGCCGAUGUCAACUACUCGGCCAAGCAUAACAUCAGCCCCUUGCAUGUGGCUGCCAAGUGGGGCAAGACGAACAUGGUCUCGCUGUUGCUCGAGAAGGGCGGCAACAUCGAGGCCAAGACUCGUGAUGGCCUCACUCCACUCCACUGCGCCGCACGUUCCGGCCACGAGCAAGUCGUAGACAUGUUGCUAGAGCGCGGUGCUCCAAUCAGCGCCAAAACCAAGAACGGCUUGGCGCCCUUGCACAUGGCCGCCCAGGGCGAGCAUGUGGAUGCUGCUCGCAUUCUGCUCUAUCAUCGCGCACCAGUGGAUGAGGUCACCGUCGAUUAUCUCACUGCUCUGCAUGUGGCCGCCCAUUGCGGACAUGUGCGUGUGGCCAAGCUCCUGCUGGACCGUAAUGCCGAUGCUAACGCACGUGCGCUCAAUGGAUUUACACCACUGCACAUUGCCUGCAAAAAGAAUCGCUUGAAGGUCGUCGAGCUGUUGCUGCGCCACGGCGCCAGCAUUAGCGCCACUACGGAAAGCGGUCUAACUCCGCUGCACGUGGCCGCCUUCAUGGGUUGCAUGAACAUCGUCAUUUACUUGCUGCAGCACGACGCAAGCCCCGAUGUGCCCACUGUGCGUGGCGAGACUCCAUUGCAUUUGGCUGCACGCGCCAAUCAGACGGACAUCAUACGUAUUCUUUUACGCAAUGGCGCCCAGGUUGAUGCGCGUGCUCGGGAACAGCAAACGCCGUUGCACAUCGCUUCACGUUUGGGUAACGUUGAUAUUGUGAUGCUGUUGCUGCAGCAUGGCGCUCAGGUGGAUGCCACUACGAAGGACAUGUACACGGCUUUGCAUAUUGCCGCCAAGGAAGGUCAGGACGAGGUGGCCGCUGUGCUGAUUGAGAACGGCGCUGCUUUGGACGCAGCCACCAAGAAGGGCUUUACGCCAUUACAUCUGACAGCCAAGUAUGGGCACAUAAAGGUCGCUCAGCUGUUGCUCCAGAAGGAGGCGGAUGUGGAUGCACAGGGCAAGAAUGGAGUUACCCCGUUGCAUGUGGCUUGCCACUACAACAACCAGCAGGUGGCCUUGCUGCUGCUGGAGAAGGGCGCCAGUCCACAUGCCACCGCCAAGAACGGACAUACACCGCUGCACAUUGCGGCGCGCAAGAACCAGAUGGACAUUGCUACCACUUUGUUGGAAUACGGCGCUCAGGCCAAUGCGGAGAGCAAGGCUGGAUUCACGCCACUGCAUCUAAGCAGCCAGGAGGGACACGCCGAGAUUUCCAAUUUACUGAUUGAGCAUAAGGCUGCCGUCAAUCAUCCAGCCAAGAACGGUCUAACACCCAUGCAUCUGUGCGCCCAGGAGGAUAAUGUCAAUGUGGCUGAGAUUCUACAACGCAACGGUGCCAACAUCGACAUGGCCACCAAGGCUGGCUAUACUCCGCUGCAUGUGGCCUCCCACUUCGGCCAGGCCAACAUGGUGCGUUUCUUGCUGCAGAACGGGGCCAACAUCGAUAUGGCCACCAAGGCUGGCUAUACUCCUUUGCAUCAGACCGCUCAGCAGGGCCAUUGCCAUAUUGUGAACUUGCUGCUGGAGCACAAGGCCAAUGCAAAUGCCCAGACUGUCAAUGGCCAGACACCUUUGCAUAUUGCACGCAAAUUGGGCUACAUCAGUGUGCUCGAUUCCCUCAAGUCGAUUACCAAGGAGGACGAGGAUGCCACUGCUACCGCUCAGACGGAGGAAAAGUAUCGCGUUGUGGCGCCAGAAGCCAUGCACGAAUCCUUCAUGUCCGAUUCCGAGGAAGAGGGUGGCGAAGAUAAUAUGCUAUCCGAUCAACCUUAUCGCUAUCUGACCGUUGAUGAAAUGAAAUCCCUAGGCGAUGACUCGCUGCCCAUUGAUGUUACGCGCGAUGAGCGCAUGGACUCCAAUCGCAUGACCCAAAGUGCUGAAUAUGCAGGUGGAGUACCGCCUACCAUUGGCGAGGAGAUGAUCAGUCCGCACAAGGCUCAAGUCUAUGGCAAUUCGCCCAAGGCAACGGUCGAUGGUGUCUAUAUAGCCAAUGGAGCUGGCAACGAUGAGCCACCACAUGUGGGUCGCAAGCUGAGCUGGAAGAGCUUCCUGGUCUCAUUCCUGGUGGAUGCACGCGGCGGUGCCAUGCGUGGUUGUCGCCACAGCGGCGUCCGUAUGAUAAUACCGUCGCGCUCCACCUGCCAGCCGACGCGGGUGACCUGCCGGUAUGUAAAGCCGCAGCGCACCAUGCAUCCACCGCAGUUGAUGGAGGGUGAGGCCUUGGCCAGCCGCGUGCUUGAACUGGGACCGUGCUCGACCAAGUUCAUUGGGCCCGUGGUCAUGGAGGUGCCGCAUUUCGCCUCGCUGCGUGGCAAGGAGCGUGAGAUCAUCAUCUUGCGUUCCGACAACGGUGAAACCUGGCGAGAACAUACCAUUGACAACUCCGAGGAGGUUAUUCACGAUGUCAUGCAACAGUGCUUCGAGCCAGAGGAAAUCGCUCAGCUGGAGGAGCAGGCCGGCAAUCAUGUCUGUCGCUUUGUCACCUACGAUUUCCCGCAGUAUUUCGCUGUCGUAUCGCGUAUACGCCAGGAGGUGCAUGCAAUUGGACCCGAAGGCGGCAUGGUGUCCAGCACUGUGGUGCCACAGGUUCAGGCCGUCUUCCCACAGGGCGCCCUGACCAAGAAAAUCAAAGUUGGCUUACAGGUAAACCUCUUUAAACCACGCAAAGGCGUUGCGCCCGAGAAACUACGCAAGAUCAGCGUCAAUCAUGUGCCCAAAAAGAAGCGCUUCUCGCUCAUUUGGUAAAUCAAGAAGCAAGAUCAACGUAAAGAAAAUUAAACGAUCGAUUUAUAUAGAGUAUACACCAAUAAUCGUGCAUUUAACAUAAAUAGCUUCCUCCAAGUAUAUCAGCCAAGUUUUCCGAAAUAUUACAAGUACGCAUUUAAAUACUAAUUAAUUAAUCAAGAUUUAAUACCGCUCCAAAAACAUUGUAACUCGCGUCUAUGAUAUACACGUACAUAUAUCUAUAUAUAUAUAUAUAUAUAUAUCCAGCAUGAUCAGUUCAGAUUAACUUGAAAGGCGGAACCUAUUAUCAAAUCAAAAUAUUCUACUCCAAUACUAGUAUUUAGAUUUGUUUAGAAAUAUUCCUACUUUAAAUGCCUCUAGUUACAAUAUUACAAUUUUUUUGUUGUUUUGGGGGCUUUAUGUAUAUGUUACUUAUGCUAUAUAUCUAUAUGUGCACUUUGUUUGAGAAUUUACUAGAAAUCACACUGCAGAACUAGUUGAGAAUUAUUUGGUACUCCACGACUAAACAAAGAAAGAAUUAUUUUAGAGUGACUUGCAAUAAUAUUAAAAUACAUAUAUUAAUCUAUUUACGAUGAUUGAUCAUGGAUCAAGCGACUUAUCCAACAAAUCGCAUAUUUUCUUAAACUCUAACAAACAAAUUGUCCAAUCGAAGUAGACAACUAAUAAUAAUACUAAAUAUACAUAUGCCUAUUAUUAUUAUAAAUUAACAUAUUAAAAA
This is a messenger RNA of Drosophila navojoa, 4722 nucleotides long. It is a transcript of the gene Ank2, whose product is annotated as Ankyrin 2. The record is from RefSeq and is a predicted model, not a curated record. Lineage: Eukaryota; Metazoa; Arthropoda; Insecta; Diptera; Drosophilidae. Gene Ontology annotation, biological process: signal transduction. Gene Ontology annotation, molecular function: protein binding.